AGAGAGCACAGAGAGCAGCCUCGUCUACAGAGCGGGUUCCAGGACAAUCAGGGCUACAGAGGAAAACCCUGUCUCAAAAACCAUAAAAAAAAAAAAAAUUAUCAUUUUUGUGGCUGUGUAUGCCACAUGUAUGCAGGUACCAGUAGAGGCCAGGAGACCAGGAGAGCGUGUUGGAUCUCAGGAGCUUGACUUUCAGGUAACUGAGUCUCCAGACCUGAGUGCUGGGAACCAAAAUAAGAGACCUCUAAAGCCAGGUGCCGUGGUGCAUGCCUGUAAUCCUAGCACUCAGGGAGGCAGGAUUUCCUAGGUAAUUCCUGGACUUUGCCACACUGGGAACUCAGCUUGCUUUGUCCUUGAGUCCUCUGGCUUCUGAAGUCCCUGCUUUCUUAGCCCCGCCUCUUGUUCAACAGCAUCUCCAAUCACCAGGCAAAACAGUCCUGGCGCUGUCCCUUGUGCUGAAGCUGAGCUGCUGCUAUCAGUUACAGGGGAGGGCGCAGGACAUCCUCCAAGGCACUCCCCACAACUAUGAUAGCUGCUCUAAAUCCUUUCUCUUAUAUCCCACUACUCCAGUGCCCUGGUACUUUUCCUUCUCGUGUUCCUGCUUAAUGGAGAGCCAUGACAGUGGCCCUCUUUAAUCCUGUAACUAGGUGAGGAAUCCUAAAGGGUGAGUCAAAAUCGCCUAGGAUACUGGGUGUGGUGGCACAUAAUUUUAAUCCCAACACUAGGGAGGCAGAAGCAGCCAGGUUUUUGAGUUCCAGGACAGGGCUACACAAUAAAACCUUGUCUUGAAAAACCAAAAAUGAGGGCUGGAGAGAUGGCUCAGAGGUAGAGCACUGGCUGUUCUAAAGGUCCUGAGUUCAAUUCCCAGCAACCACAUGGUGGCUCAUAACUAUGAGAUGGUGCUUUCAUAUAUGCAGGCAGAACACUAAAUUUUUUUUCUUUCCAUUUUAAAAAUUCAGUUUACAUCUCAAGCAUAGGCCCCUCUUACCUCUCCAGUCCCACCUUCUGUAUCUUCUUUUCCCUAUUCCUCAGAAUAGGGGAGCACCCCUACCUAGACACCCCAGCUCAUCUAUUCAUAUGAGGAUUGAGUUUGUCUUCCUUCCCUGUGGCCUGGUAGGACAGUCCCAUCAGGAGGAAAUGAUCAAAAAACAGGCAACGUAGUCUAUGACUGAGAUCCCACCUAAGGUGCCUAUUGGCUACUUAAGAGUGGAGGACCUAGGUCCAGAUCAUACAUUGUCUUGGUUGGUCUUCAGACUCCACAGGCCCCUCUGGUUGACUGGCUCUGAUUGUCUUGUGGAGCUUUUGUCACCCCUAGGUCCAUUUAUCUUACCAUCUUUUCCAGUAGACUUCCUAUUGCUUUGCCAAAUAUUUGGCUGUGAAUCUGUGUUUCAGACUGUUUCUGGGUGGAGCCUCUAGUAAGAGAAGAACUCUGGUAGGCUCCUGUCCACAAGCAUAUCAGAGAAUCAUCAAUAGUCAUAUGUGUUGGUUUUCUUCUAUGGGGUGGGCCUUAGGGUUGGGCCCUGCAUUGGUUGGGCAUUCCCUUAAUCUCUGUGCUAUCUGUUCUUUGUCCCUGUAGAUCUUGUAGGUUAGGGUAAGUUUUGGAUUGAGGUUUUUUGUGGGUGGGUUGGUGAUGUCCUCUGUCCGUUAGGAGUCUUGUCUAGAUAAAGGGUGUUCACAAUAAAACCUUGUCUUGAAAAACCAAAAAUAAGGGCUGGAGAGAUGACUCAGGUUAAGAGCAUUGGUUAUUCUUCGAAAGGUCCUGAGUUCAGUUUCCAACUCAUAGCCAUCUAUAAUGAGGUCUGGUGCCCUCUUCUGGCAUAUAGGCAUACAUGCAAGCAGAGUACUGUUUAAAAAAAGAGACCUUGUCAAUAAAGUUGAACAUUAUAACUAGCUGUAUGGUGACACAUGCCUGUAAUCCCAGCUCUCAGAGAGGUAGGGGCAGGCGAUCUCUGUGAGUUCAAGGCCAGCCUGGUCUACAAAGCGAGUCCAGGACAGCCAAGGCUACACAGAGAAACCCUGUCUCAAAACAAAAGCCUAGCUCUAGUGGCUUAUACCUAUAAUCCCAACACUUGGAGACUGUUGCAGGCAACUUGUGUGAGAGGUCAGCCUGGACUACCUAGUUCCAGGAGAGCUUAGUCUACAGAGUGAAGCCCUGUCUCAAGAUAAACCAAAACCUGCCAGAUAUGGUGGUAACCCUAGCACUUAAAACAUGAUGGCAGGCUGGGUAGCAAUGGUGGGCGACUUUAAUCCAGCAGUUGGGAGGCAGAGACAGGCAGAUCUCUUGACUUUGAAGCCAGCUGAAAAGUGAAGGCAGGAGAGUGGCCUCAGCUACAUGAUGAAUUUGAGGUCAGCACUAGCUAUGUGAGCACUUGUCUCAAGAAAUAACCAAAAGAUGGCUCAGCAUUGUAACUCCAGUUUCCGAUCACAUCCCUUCAGCCUUCGUGGCCACAGCUUGUGCUCAGUCACAUGUUCAUGCAGGUAGAACAUGCACACACAUUUUUUUCAAAUAGCUGGUGUGGGUUCUAGGGAGCUGGCUCAGAUGCAGGAAGGGGGCAACCUGAAUUUGAUUUCCUGGGACCCACAUGAGAGCACAGGAGUUGCCCCCUGACCCCCACAGCCUCCACAUGGACGCUGUGGCAAGUGUGUGGGUUGACACAAAAAUAUCUAAAAGUUUGAAAACAGAGCUGUGACCUGUAACACCAGCACGGGGGUGGGGGUAGAGAUGAGGAUCACUGGGGCUCGAUGGCUGCCAGCCUCAUGUCAGGGGCAGUGAGAGACUGGCCACUGCUCACACAGGCACAAGGGCCUUGAAUAGCCUGGGUAAGUGACACCGUUCUGAGGCAUCCUGACUAAGCCCAUCCUCACAGCCUCUGGAAUCUGGUAUCAUUUAGCCUUUCUCACAAGGUAAGAGCCUCUUGGAGCCUACCCAGCAUCCUGCCCAGGAGAGCAGUCUCCGGGGAAUGUUGUGGGACGAUGGUGCCCUCUGCCGGUAGAGGCGACAGAUAAGCUUUAAAUUGACAGUAACUUAACUGGCUUUAUCAGGGAAAGGACUAGCACUGGGGACACAUGAGGGUGUGUGCGCUUGCACACACACACACACCACACAAUGAAGAAAGUAAUGGUGAGGGGGGAGUUCCUGGGCUUUAGGUUUCUUUUUGUAAUACUGGGAUUCCUUUGACAGAAAAUGAAACUGUAUAUCGGGCGUGUGACCUUAUGCUGGUUCAGGUUCUGCGUAUGCUCUUGGACUGAAUGAGUGGACACAGAAUGACAGGGGCUAGUGUUAGGAGCUUCAUGUAUGAAAACACAGAAGUACAGCCACCCUUAUGCUUUGUGUGGCUGUGAGCAGGUGUGGCUUUGUGCAUGCCAGGCAAGAAGCUCUUAUUUUACUUAAAAGUGUAAAGAUUCAUUUUGUGUGUUUACAUAUUUUGCCUGAAUAUGUGUGCAUCACCGCCUCAAAGGAGGACAUCGGAUUCCCUGGACCUGAACUUCCUGGUGGUUGUGUGUGCUGGGAAUCACACGUACUCAGGUACUCAGAAGGAGCUUUUAACCUGCUGAGCCAUCUCUCUAGCCCUAUUUUGCUUUUUGAGGCAGGCCUUGGAAUCAUUAUAUAGUGGAAGAUGGUUUUGAACUCUUGACUCUCUUACCUUACCUCCCAAGUUCUGGGAUUGCAGGUGUGCUCUAUAGUGCCUUUGUUUGUUCGUUUGUUUUUGAGACAGUUCACAGUGUAGCCCUGGCUGUCCGGGAGCUUGCUAUGUAGACCAGGCUAGCCUCAAACUCACAGAGCUCCACCUGCCUCUGCCUCUCCUGCACUACUAUCAAAGGAGUGCAACAACAGGCCCGGCUCAGUCUGUCUUUUGUUUUGAAAUUGAUUCUCUUGAUAGCCCAGGCUGGUGGGAAACUCGCUGUGCAUGUCGACCUGUUCUCCGACACCACACAACCCUUUUUCCUCAACUUCCCAAAUUUUGGGAUUCCUGGUGAGUCAUCAUAUCGGGCUGAUGUAUUUUAUGCAGUAGAAAAACUUGUGUUGGAGUGUUUUAAAAUUACAUUUAUUGUGUGUGCACCCGCGUGACUUUGCAGCGAUCAGUUCUCUUUCUUGUAGGUCUCAGACACUCAGAAGACUCAGGUCAUCCGGGGUGGCGCCGUGUAUUUUCGCCCGGUGAGCCACGGUGCCUUACAAAGGUUUUCACUACGGAGCGAAAAGUGGCAGCAGUUGGGACCUGGAAGCAGCGCACCAAAAGUGAGGAGUUUUGUAGGCGUCAGUUGCCAUGGUGCCCUGGAGCUCCGGUGUCACGUGACCCGGGGCAACAUGGCGCUGCCCGCUGUGGUCUCAGCCCACGUGGUUCCGGGCCCGAAGAUGGCGGCGGUAGGCAGCCCCGGUUCGCUGGAGUCCGCUCCGAGAAUCCUGCGGCUGGUGGCUGAGUGCAAUCGCUCCCGAGCCCGGGCGGGUGAGCUGCGGCUGCCGCACGGAAGCGUGGCCACGCCUGUGUUCAUGCCUGUGGGUACACAGGCCACCAUGAAGGGUAUCACGGCGGAGCAGCUGGACGCCCUGGGCUGCCGCAUCUGCUUGGGCAACACCUACCAUCUGGGGCUGAGGCCGGGUCCGGAGCUGAUCCAGAAAGCCCAGGGUCUUCACGGCUUCAUGAAUUGGCCCCACAAUCUGCUGACGGAUAGCGGCGGCUUCCAGAUGGUGUCCCUCUUCUCCCUGUCGGAGGUGACGGAGGAGGGCGUCCGCUUCCGCUCGCCCUAUGAUGGGAAAGAGACACUUUUGAGCCCAGAGAGGUCGGUGGAGAUUCAGAAUGCUCUGGGCUCCGACAUCAUCAUGCAGUUGGACGAUGUGGUGAGCAGCACAGUGACAGGACCUCGAGUGGAGGAGGCCAUGCACAGGUCAGUCCGCUGGCUGGACAGGUGCAUCGCAGCCCAUCAGCAUCGGGACAAGCAGAACCUCUUUGCCAUCAUCCAGGGUGGACUGAAUGCUGAUCUUCGGACCACUUGCCUGAAAGAGAUGACGAAGAGGGAUGUGCCUGGCUUCGCUAUUGGAGGUCUGAGUGGAGGAGAGAGCAAGGAACAAUUCUGGAAGAUGGUGGCAUUGAGCACCUCCAUGCUGCCUAAGGACAAGCCACGAUACCUGAUGGGGGUUGGCUAUGCCACUGACUUGGUGGUCUGUGUGGCUCUUGGAUGUGACAUGUUUGACUGUGUAUACCCCACGAGGACGGCGCGCUUUGGCUCUGCCCUUGUGCCCACUGGGAACCUGCAGUUGAAGAAGCAGCAGUAUGCCAAGGAUUUCCGCCCCAUAAAUCCCGAGUGCCCCUGUCCCACCUGCCAGAAGCACAGCCGAGCCUUCCUGCACGUCCUGCUGCACAGUGACAACACCGCAGCGCUGCACCACCUGACCGUGCACAACAUCGCCUACCAGCUGCAGCUCCUGAGCGCCCUGCGCAGCAGCAUCUUGGAACAGCGCUUUCCUGAGUUCGUGCAGAACUUCAUGCGCACCAUGUAUGGCGACCACAGCCUCUGUCCUGCCUGGGCCGUUGAAGCUCUGGCCUCUGUGGGAAUUACGCUCACGUGACCUGGUUGCUGGGAGGAAUGCUGGAGUAUGGGAAAUAUUGAAGGACUUUUAAAAAAAAAAAAAAAAAAAAAGAUGUUGUGACUGCUUUGUUUUCAU
This is a messenger RNA of Meriones unguiculatus (Mongolian gerbil), 5662 nucleotides long. RefSeq names its product queuine tRNA-ribosyltransferase catalytic subunit 1 (gene Qtrt1). The transcript is spliced from 10 exons. Bases 4307 to 5566 code for a protein of 419 amino acids. Gene Ontology annotation, cellular component: cytosol. Gene Ontology annotation, molecular function: tRNA-guanosine(34) queuine transglycosylase activity. The record is from RefSeq and is a predicted model, not a curated record. Lineage: Eukaryota; Metazoa; Chordata; Mammalia; Rodentia; Muridae.